Messenger RNA from Vigna umbellata (rice bean), 1243 nucleotides. RefSeq lists its product as uncharacterized. Lineage: Eukaryota; Viridiplantae; Streptophyta; Magnoliopsida; Fabales; Fabaceae. The record is from RefSeq and is a predicted model, not a curated record.
GGAGGGUGAGACAGGAGACGAGAUCCCCUACAGAUUCCACAGACACUCCAAACAAUCCCUACCUUUAAAUUUCAUUUUUUUCAUCACAAAACAUGAUCUAGAGCGUGCACCAUGUGCAGUUGUGUAGAGGAUUCGGUUCGGUGAAAUAGAACACAAUACAAAAUGCCAACAUCCAGAGACACCGAGAGACACAGGUCGACGAAGAUGGAUGAAAUCGAAGAGUUGGAACCAUUGUUUGAUUACAGCCGGGUUCAGCCUGUGAACCCCAUUUCCAUCGAUGAUGAUUUUGAUGAUGACGAGGAUGUGAUUUGCCCUGAUGGUAAGAAGAGAAAGACUACGGAUACUGUUGAGGAUGAGAAGAAGACUACUGGGGAAAGAGUCACAGUGGUGAACAUUGAAGAUCAAGAUGAUGAUUGGUUACCCCCUCCACCAAAGAGUGCAAGUAAUUCUCAGAGGACGAUUGAAGAGGAUUCAACUUUGAAAAAAUUGAGAUUAAAGAAGCUGGAACUUGCCUCAUUUGCUGAAUCAGCAAAACAAUUGUUAAAAGAUGUUGAAGAGUCUUCUAAAUUCGAAGUUAAUGAUUCGUUGCAGUCUCCGGUGGAUGGUGUAGAUGAGAAAAGUCUACAGCAUUCUGAAAGACCAAAAAUCGUCAUUUCUGUUCAAGACAAAGAUGGAACAAAGCAGAUUCGAAUGUUCAUGGAUGACAAGUUUGAAAGGAUUGUCAAGACAUAUGCCGAUAAAAUCAAGUGUGACCAGAAACAGAUAGUGCUGUCCUUUGAUGGUGAUAAAAUAAGUUCGUCCGAAACCCCUGCUAGCCUUGGGAUGGAAGACGAUGAUAUUAUUGAAGUUCACGUGAAAUCAUGUUGAUCUAGUAAUUGAAGGGUGUCACCUGCUUGCUCACUUUCUGUCAUUGUCUCCUGCUCCAGUAGCCGUUCGAUUGAUUACUUCAUUCAAAACGUAAUUUGCUUCUUUGCUGGAAAUAGUUACAAUAUCGCCUAUACUCAUCUGACCCAGGUAUUAUGGUGCUCAAACUGACAUUUUGGACCAUGCUUGGGAACCCUUGAAGGUUUUUUGUGUCUGUAGCAUCUUUAGUAAAACAAGAACAAUUCUAGUUCGUAUUUGCAAUACUUAUUUGUACAGCAAAUAUUUUGACAGAAUAGUUUAGGCACUCUUUUGAUAGAUGUUUCUUUGAUUUGUGAUAUAGGUCUGUGAAAAUCCAGAAAACCUCCCGGUAUUUGUGGUG